GUAAGCAAGCGCCCCCAUGAUCAAGUCUCCACUUAUUUCCUCUGUAGUGCCGGUGAAAUCCGUGGCCUCUAUGUGCAAUGCACAGACGUUCUGGGUCCUCCAGAUGGACAGCUAAUCUUGGCAAUAGCUCUGACCUUGUAUGUGCCACCACAUGGGCAGAAUGAGGACCUGUGUACCUGGCCCUAGCAGUAGCUCCACUCCUGAAGACAGACCGUCAGCUAUGCAUUGCAGGUCUGUGGGGUGCGGUCAACUGGCAUCCCCAGGUCUAGAUUCUGACCACUAUCCGUCAGCAAACUUAAGAGUUGGAAAAGGGAUGUGAAAUGGCUGCACGCCGUGUCCGGAGAGUGGUUCGAGGAGAUCCAGAAGAAGAAGUUUAAGGAUGAUCCUGACGUGAGGAGCCUUGUGAGGCCACCUCUGAACCAUCGUCUGAAGAAGAAAACCCCUAAAGGCGAGCCGGAAUCCUCUAGAAUGACAACAUCUCGAAACUUGCAGUCCCCAAAGAACCCUGGACCAUCUUUCCUCGGACUUCGCUCGCCGUUAUCUUCUUUGUUCUCCUUCAGGAAAUCUGCAAAGCAAACUCUGAAACCGCCAUCUCCGCACGAGAGACAUGGCAUCUUUUCUAUCAGUGGCCAGAUACCUCCAGACGCCAAGGUGGACAGAAAGUUUGAUAUUUACCAUUCUACACGAAAUGUAAAACAGAUUGCCAGUUUUUUUGAAGAGCAACAUAACCGAGCACGAGAAAAUGACACCACAAAGGCCACCAACCAGCUUGAGAGGGAAGUUUUCCAAGUUCUAGGAGAUCUGGAUCAAAAACUUGCCCAAGAAGAGAGUCACAACAGAACCCCCAGUAUUAGUAGACUUGCAAACUAUACAUAUGGAAGGCAAUAUAGCAAAGAAGGUUUACUCCAUAAUACAGCAGAACCUAAAAACGUUUAUGGCUGUUUACCUUCUCAUGAUGGAAGAAGAUCUGGGCCACCUGAGGGAACACACACAACAUAUGCCACAUACCAGCCAAGAAAAUUUUAUGAAAUGUACUCAAACCGGCAACGGCGAGUUUCCAAACCAGAGGCUUCCAACAAAUCUUUUUACAAUAAGAGUCCUUCGCUCUUUUCAGCUGUAAGCAACAUAACCCCACGAUCGUCUCCUGUGUCUGGCUCAUUUUCAACCAGUAGUUUGCAGCUGUCAUCUCCAGGCCUACACCUGGAGAGGAUAAGGCAAAACAAGUCAAGGAGGACACCUAUCGCAUCCAUCAAGUGGAAUAAUUCAUUUCCAUCUGGGCAUCCUGAAGGGAUUGGUAGACCUUUCAGAACACAGUCUACUUUAGAUCUUACAAAUCUUGAAAAGCCCAACCAGUAUAAAAAUGUACCAGGACUACCAGUGUCCACUUCAAAUGACCUGCAUGAAUCCAGAAAUAUCAAAAACCUAACAAACACAACAUGUAUGAAUAUUGUAGAUAACAGAUCUACUGGAUAUGACAUAACCGACUCUCCUGGCCACUGUCCUGAAGUCAUAUUUUCCACACAACCUGAAAGGCUUUGGGAAGAAGAUUAUAAGAAAAAUGAUUUUAAUAAAAAUGAAAUGAGUAAAGCUCCUAUUGACAAUUCGGGCAGCAGUGACAUGGAAACAGAGCCUAUGGAACUAGAAAGUGAUUUAUCUGUACAACUGGAUGCAAGUAGUAUGGCAAAUGAGGAACCCAGUAUCCAUGAGGGAGAUAUUCCGGUGGAUUGUACUUUACAUAAUCCUGAACCCCUUGAAGUGUCUUCUAUUCACAUAUCAGAACCUGAGAACAUGGAUAUUGAUGCCCCAAAUGUCUUCCUUAACUCUAGAAACUCUAGUACAUCCACUGUUGGUCUUGGCCCUAGUGCUCAAGAAGACAAUGUCCCACCAAAAACAGAAGCGCCUGGAUUAGCACUCGCUGAUCAUAAUAAGUCAUUAGAUACUAUCAAGAAGUUCAGUUCUUUUAAACCUGGGACAGUGUAUAAAGUUGAUACUUCCUCUUUUACAAAUCCUAAAUCUUCAGAAAUUAGUAAUCACGUAAACAAAUCGGAUCAUAAAAGUUCUAGUUUGUCUGGCAACACCACCGAUGUUGGGGGAAGAUUUGCUUGGAUGAAUAUGAGAAGGGGAUUAAAUAAUCACACGGAAGGUUUUCGUUCUGAUGCCCUGAAGUUUCAGAAGAGAAAUGCAUCUUCUCUCCCAGAUUUACUUGACCAGGACAGUGAAAAUGUGGCUAAUAAUUCUGACGUUCAAUUACACAAAGGGACUUGUGAAAAUGUUUUAGAAUGUGGUGCCACCACUGUUCCUGCAACACAAUCUUCAAGGAUUUCUAGUGACUCAAAUGAACUGCACUUAGAAAGUAAUUCUAAAUAUGUGCAACCUUGUGUCCAAGAUCCGAUUCCUCAAAAACAAAAAAAUUUGAGUACAAGAAAUGAUCAAUAUCUGCAAAAGCCAAAUAUGUUUUCGUAUAGCUCAAUCGUAGAUGGAGCUUUCAAAAAUCUAGACCGAACGGCAACUUUCCCAGCAGUACCAUAUGAGGCAAAAAGCUUGACAAAAAAGUCUAACCACACAGGUUUUCUGUCAGAUACUUUGAAGUAUAAGAAAAGGAAUGCAUCCUCUCUGUCAGAUUUACUUGACCAGGACAGCGAAAUUAUGGCUAAUAAUUCUGACGUUCCAUUACACAAAGGGACUUGUGAAAAUGUUUUAGAAUGUGGUGCCACCACUGUUCCUGCAACACAAUCUUCUUCAAGGAUUUCUAGUGACUCAAAUGAACUGCACUUAGAAAAUAAUUCUAAAUAUAUGCAACCUUGUGUCCAAGAUCCGAUUCCUCAAAAACUAAAGAAUUUGAGUACAAGAAAUGAUCAAUAUCUGCAAAAGCCAAAUAUGUUUUCGUAUCGCUCAAUCGUAGAUGGAGCUUUCAAAAAUCUAGACCGAACGGCAACUUUCCCAGCAGUACCAUAUGAGGCAGAAAGCUUGACAGAAAAGUAUGACCACAGAGGUUUUCUGUCAGAUACUUUGAAGUAUAAGAAAAGGAAUGCAUCCUCUCUGUCAGAUUUACUUGACCAGGACAGCGAAAUUAUGGCUAAUAAUUCUGACAUUCAAUUACACAAAGGGACUUGUGAAAAUGUUUUAGAAUGUGGUGCCACCACUGUUCCUGCAACACAAUCUUCUUCAAGGAUUUCUAGUGACUCAAAUGAACUGCACUUAGAAAAUAAUUCUAAAUAUAUGCAACCUUGUGUCCAAGAUCCGAUUCCUCAAAAACUAAAAAAUUUGAGUACAAGAAAUGAUCAAUAUCUGCAAAAGCCAAAUAUGUUUUCGUAUCGCUCAAUCGUAGAUGGAGCUUUCAAAAAUCUAGACCGAACGGCAACUUUCCCAGCAGUACCAUAUGAGGCAGAAAGCUUGACAAAAAAGUAUAACCACACAGGUUUUCUGUCAGAUACUCUGACGUAUAAGAAAAGGAAUGCAUCCUCUCUGUCAGAUUUACUUGACCAGGACAGCGAAAUUAUGGCUAAUAAUUCUGACAUUCAAUUACACAAAGGGACUUGUGAAAAUGUUUUAGAAUGUGGGGCCACCACUGUUCCUGCAACACAAUCUUCUUCAAGGAUUUCUAGUGACUCAAAUGAACUGCACUUAGAAAAUAAUUCUAAAUAUAUGCAACCUUGUGUCCAAGAUCCGAUUCCUCAAAAACUAAAGAAUUUGAGUACAAGAAAUGAUCAAUAUCUGCAAAAGCCAAAUAUGUUUUCGUAUCGCUCAAUCGUAGAUGGAGCUUUCAAAAAUCUAGACCGAACGGCAACUUUCCCAGCAGUACCAUAUGAGGCAGAAAGCUUGACAGAAAAGUAUGACCACAGAGGUUUUCUGUCAGAUACUUUGAAGUAUAAGAAAAGGAAUGCAUCCUCUCUGUCAGAUUUACUUGACCAGGACAGCGAAAUUAUGGCUAAUAAUUCUGACAUUCAAUUACACAAAGGGACUUGUGAAAAUGUUUUAGAAUGUGGUGCCACCACUGUUCCUGCAACACAAUUUUCUUCAAGGAUUUCUAGUGACUCAAAUGAACUGCACUUAGAAAAUAAUUCUAAAUAUAUGCAACCUUGUGUCCAAGAUCCGAUUCCUCAAAAACUAAAAAAUUUGAGUGCAAGAGAUGAUCAAUAUCUGCAAAAGCCAAAUAUGUUUUCGUAUCGCUCAAUCGUAGAUGGAGCUUUCAAAAAUCUAGACCGAACGGCAACUUUCCCAGCAGUACCAUAUGAGGCAGAAAGCUUGACAGAAAGGUAUGACCACAGAGGUUUUCUGUCAGAUACUUUGAAGUAUAAGAAAAGGAAUGCAUCCUCUCUGUCAGAUUUACUUGACCAGGACAGCAAAAUUAUGGCUAAUAAUUCUGACAUUCAAUUACACAAAGGGACUUGUGAAAAUGUUUUAGAAUGUGGUGCCACCACUGUUCCUGCAACACAAUCUUCUUCAAGGAUUUCUAGUGACUCAAAUGAACUGCACUUAGAAAAUAAUUCUAAAUAUAUGCAACCUUGUGUCCAAGAUCCGAUUCCUCAAAAACUAAAAAAUUUGAGUACAAGAAAUGAUCAAUAUCUGCAAAAGCCAAAUAUGUUUUCGUAUCGCUCAAUCGUAGAUGGAGCUUUCAAAAAUCUAGACCGAACGGCAACUUUCCCAGCAGUACCAUAUGAGGCAGAAAGCUUGACAAAAAAGUAUAACCACACAGGUUUUCUGUCAGAUACUCUGACGUAUAAGAAAAGGAAUGCAUCCUCUCUGUCAGAUUUACUUGACCAAGAGAGUGACAUUUUUGGUAAUGAUCCUGAAAAUAUAUUACGCAAAAACGGUUGUCGGCACGAUGGGGAUUACCAUACCUCCACUGUUCUCAAAACAAGGUCUUCAAGGAUCCCUGAUGAAAGAAAGGAAAGGUACUUGGAGAGCAGUACAAGAUAUGAACAAUCUGUCCAAGAUACUAAUCGGCAACCAAAAAUUUCAACGUCAAGCACUUGGCAGUCUAUACAAAGGGUGUCUCCAUUUUUCCGUGGUUCCGAUUUAGAUUGUUCAUCGAUACAAACUGAGAAAAGGACAACUGAGUCAGAAGUAGCAUAUCGGGCAGACAAAAUGACAGAAAAUAAUAAAGUUAAGAACUUAUUACAUUUAACAGAGACACCUCAAUUUUCCCAUGUACAUGCAAAGUAUAAGUUGGUUAACUUUAACAGAAGCCAAUACAAUGGAUCCGACUCUAAUAAUAAUAAUACACAAUUAAUUGGGGGAAUACAGACUUCUAACAUUUUAAAUAAAGAUAAGUCAAUAAUUGAAAGGGGAUAUAUUCAUCAAAAACAAGAUCAUCCUGAGAAAGAGCAAGUGAAAUCCUCAAAAUGUGACACCUCUUCCAAACCUAAUCUGUCAUCUGUUUAUCAAAAGGAUGUUGCUUCAUCGCCAAAUCAAAAAAACACUGACCAAAGCAGGCAAGUCGAGCAGGGUUGUGAAUCAGAAGGAAACCUAAACCAAAAUUUGAUUUAUCAGUUGGAUCGAGAAGCAAACAAUAAAGCAGAAUAUACAGACCCACCCAAAAUAAGAGACUCUUCAAGGUUUCCUGUCAGCCAUUCUGCGAAGGAGUGUUCAGAAGAAGACAACUUUAGUAGAGCUACACACCUGCAUAACAUAGAGAGUCAGUCAACAAACUUACUAAAACAGCAUUUAUUUGUGGCACCAGAACCUUUCAAAGGAAAUGUCCGUGUAAGUGUCAUCCCCAAGUCGGAGUGGAAAAAUUCUACAAGUUCUGAAGAUAGCCAGAGCCCAACCCACCAGGAAGGCGAAAACAUUAAGAAUUUUUACUCUGAAUAUAAAGCAUCCAAAGAAGAUUUACAACCUCACAAAACAUACACCUGCCAACAAAUCAUGGAAAAUACUGAAAUUUAUGAGAGUCUUACUGAUAUUUCCUACCCUGAAGUAGAUAAAAUUGAGUAUCGUAAGGUUGUCUCAGUGUAUUACAGCUUUCCUCAUAAAUUUGCAAGGAGGAUCUCUGACCUAUCAAAAAACAACCUUAAAAACAUUGAUAAGACUCUUCAGCAAAGCAGAGCACCUAGUGCGCUUCUAGAUAUUAUCGGUAGGUGUCACAAGGAAGAACCAGAUUUCAAUCUCCUAAGCUCUGAAGAUGUAAAGACUUCCAUUACAGAAGCGGUACAUUCAGUAGAAGAUGUUCCAUCGAAAACACACCAUUCAAAUUUCCACAUCAUUCCUUUACAAACAGACCUCCUGAAAAAUGGCAGCAGAACAAAUUCUGGAGAGGAAAAUGAUGAUUUGGUAAACAAGUUUAGUUCCUUACAUAUUUCUGAAAAUGAAGAUAACCACAAAGCACGUGAAGACCCAAAAAAUAAAAACAAGUACAGUCCUUCAGGAUCCUCCCCUAGAUAUUCUCCAAAUUCAUUUUAUUUUACAUUACCAAAUAGGAAAUCCAGUCUCCAAGAUCUGGAGAGAAAUGUUCUGAAGAGAGACAUUGCCAUGGCACUGGACAGGAUCAACAUAUAUCCAGGAAGUAGAAACAUGGAGCCCUCUCCUCCCGAGUUCCAGGAUGUUUUCGCAUCACCAACAGCCUGCUAUGAUAACUUUAAUUAUUCCCCUAGGUAUGAUUUCAUGCAUUUUCAGGAAAGCAGCAAACAAGAGUGUAACAUUAACAACAUUUUUGCCAGAAAUGGUGGUUUGUACAAGAAAAACUCCAUGGAUGAAGGUAUCAUUUUAAGAGAAGACUUGCCUUCAAUCUAUAAAUCAAAAAGUUACAAAGAUUUAAGUCAACACAAGUCAUACAACACAGAAGACCUCUCGCCACACACGGACUGCAACACCAGCCCACAGACUGAUUAUAAUCAUCCAGCUUUUAGUUCUGUUAUAAAUCAGGCUAGGCCUUCGUACUGUUCUGAGUUUGUCCAAAAGAAAAUGAAGCCAAUAAAUGCAAAGAAGUUCAGCUUCUCUGUUGACCGUUCAAGUCAAGAAAGUGUCAGUCCACGACAUACUGGUUCCUAUGAUGAUACCGUUCAGCUAUUUGAUGGCAAUUCCCCAUCUGUAUUCCACUCCCCGGACAAUAACUAUCCAUCUCAUGCAGAUAAGUAUUUUGGCCAAGAAAAGCCCAAGGAUGGUGGAAAUUCCAAUUUGUAUCGUUCAAAGAGUAUGAAGGUCUUAAAUACUGAAGGCCAACAAAGCUUUGUGGAUUACAAACGAAAAAGUGAUGGUAGUUUUUCUUCGAAAAGCUACGGUGGCACCUUGAAAAGCAAAAGUCCUCCUGGCAAAACCUGGAACAGGACAUCGUCUGUUGAAAUUUUAGAUGAAAAUGAUAAUUGGCCAGUUUCUGAUGAACGCAAAGCUCUUUGCACAACCAAGUCUUUCGAUUAUGGGAUUUUCGGGAAGGAGCAACAAGAGGCUAUUGUAAACAAUGUAAAGCGGUCACUCACUGAGGGCAGGCUAUGGAGGCCAAGUUUUCUAAAGAAUCCAGGCUUUUUGAGAACUGAAGAACUUUGCUCUUCUCAGGAAAUAAAUCCAGUGGCCCAGACUCCUGAGGAGUCUUCAUCACAGUGGCCAAAUGUUAAAGAAUCUCUUAAUAUCUACGAGGAUGUGCAUGUCGUUCCUUCAGAUUCAGAUACUGAGACAACAACGGAAGAUGAAUAUUACUUAGAUGAAUAUUACUUUAAUGACAAGGAGUCUGAACUAUAAACUCUUCCAAAAUGUUAACCAAAACAGUAUUGAUGGCUUCAGUGACCACUGGUCAGCCUUGUGGGCCUUCUUUUAGUAGUUUUAAGUGCAAUAUAAACCCCCUGAGAUCUGGAAUAAUACAUGUAACAAUGCAAAAUAGUAAUGAGCAUCGGUCAGCUCUCUGAUAAAUCUCUGUGUUAAGCCUGAUUCACACCACUGUGCCCGAUCCGGGAAACAUGGCCGUUUAUCAUAAGUCAGUUCCUUUCUGAGCACAAGUCUGUUGUACUGUACCCACAUGAUGAUGUGAGUACAGUACAACAGACCUGUGAUCAGAUAGGAUCUGACUGUAUAAAAUGACUAUAAUGCAGUCACUAUGGGCCACGGUCAUGCGACUGACACCCGAGCAUGGUUGUGUGAGUUAGGCCUUAGUAUAUUUGCAUUCUGCAGCAUCUUUUCUUAGAAGUCUGCGUGUGCCUUUCCUCCAGUAUUCCUCCUGGAAAUGCAUAAAUAAAUUGACAAUUAGGUGUUAUCAUCCCAUUUUCAAUACAGCGUCUUCCUACACAGUAUGACGCUUUCAGUAUGGAUUGGACCAUGACAGACUGUAGGGACAUGCCCCUAGUAACAAGGGGAUUGAUACCACCCAUUUGUCAGGAGAAGUAUCUUCGACUUGGGCCUCAUGCACAUGACCGUUUCCCGGCCGUGGCCUUAUUACGGCCCGCAAACAGCGGGUCCACAAUAUGCAUGCACCGGCUGUGUGCUCCCCGCAUCACGGAUGUGGACCCAUU
Messenger RNA from Bufo gargarizans (Asiatic toad), 8438 nucleotides. It is a transcript of the gene EXPH5, whose product is annotated as exophilin 5. The record is from RefSeq and is a predicted model, not a curated record. Gene Ontology annotation, biological process: positive regulation of protein secretion; positive regulation of exocytosis; multivesicular body sorting pathway. NCBI's taxonomy places the organism in Eukaryota, Metazoa, Chordata, Amphibia, Anura, Bufonidae. Gene Ontology annotation, molecular function: small GTPase binding. Bases 469 to 7674 code for a protein of 2401 amino acids. Gene Ontology annotation, cellular component: endosome. The transcript is spliced from 6 exons.